AUGUCUUUAGCCACAAACUCAGAAGCACCGACCGAGCUGCCAAAGUGUGGCAGCUCCUUAGACCCGCAUGAUGCGCCACAUGGGCGCAAGCGGGCCCGGUUGCCGCCUUAUCCGCCGUUUGUCUCCGAGUACCGUCCGUACAGCAAUGGCCAGCUACGGGCGAACCGCGUAAACCGACCCACGGACUUGCAUAAGCGCCAAUGGGAUAUGUAUUACCGUAACAACACUGUGAAUGGAUACAAAGAUCGCCACUACAUACUGCGUGAGUUUCAUGAGCUUCGCGCGGCGAUUGACACUGCCGUGGUAGCUGGGGAGAAGGCACCCAGAACAAACGAGGCUCCGUCAAGUAAGUGCGUCGCCUCCACCUCACCUGCAUGUUCGUUUUCGUGGAUGGAGGCCGGUUGUGGGGUGGGCAAUGCCAUACUUCCUGUUUUCGCCCAGUAUGGCUACCUUCCUCAGUGGCGAGCGCUUCUGGGGUUCGAUAUCUCCCCCGUCGCCAUAGCGCUUUUGGAGGAAAAGCGAGCACGUCUGCCCCCGGCGCUGGCAGCAAAGAUGCACGUGUGUGUGUUGAAUCCCUGCGAGUCGGAAGUGCUAGACAGCCCCCUCUUCGCGCCGAAAGAAGUGGGCGUGGCAGCGUUAACGUCGUCUUCCCUGAAUACCGCAGGAGCAGGUGGUGUAGACGGUGACAACACUACAGCGGUAGACAGCGCACCGGUCUUCGAGUCGCCGGAGUUUGUGUCCCUCAUUUUUGUUCUCUGUUCCAUUCCAGUUUCCUCUCAUGCUGUCGUCCUGAGCCGCAUUGCACGGUGCAUGGCGCGACCUGGAGGUGUGCUGUACUUCCGCGACUACGCGGUAAGUGAUCACGCAGAGCUCCGGUUUCAGGCAUCGUUGCGCUGGCGACGCGGCGACAGUAGCGAGGGUGACGGUAGUGACACCGGCGACACGAACACGUACGAGCGCACCAACGGGACACUCAGUCACUUCUUUUCGUUAGAAGAGGCUCGCACGCUCUUCGAGGGUGCUGGCUUUGAGGUGGUCGCGCUCGAAAUCAUCACUAACGAGGUGACUAACCGCAAGACGAGCGUGUCGUUCGCGCGUCGCUUUGUGCAAGGUCGUUUCCGACUGCGCGCGUGA
Leishmania braziliensis MHOM/BR/75/M2904 is the source of this 1134-nucleotide messenger RNA. RefSeq lists its product as hypothetical. Lineage: Eukaryota; Euglenozoa; Kinetoplastea; Trypanosomatida; Trypanosomatidae. The coding region runs from base 1 to 1134 and encodes 377 amino acids. The record is from RefSeq and is a predicted model, not a curated record. The transcript has a single exon.